AUAUCCCAAUGUAACCAUGGAGUAUCUCCUUUUAAGAGAACGCGUCCUGCCGCUGGUCGUUUUAUACCAAUUCAACCAAAACCUGAUCUAGCAGUCUCCACAAGUACAACUGCCGGACCUGAGGCAACGAAAAAUGCGAUUACCGGUACUUCAGUUGCCAUGCCAACCAACCUCCAGUUACCAGUAUUGGACAACCCUGGACUUGAGUCGAGGGUGUUGUUGCUUCCUCUAGGUUCCAUGACAGAACAAGAUCCAACAUCAUUUCCUAAUGUGUUUUCUGCAGCUGAAUCAAGUCAAAAGGCUCAAAGCCCUCUUAAUAUGAUACCACAAAGUCAAUUACAAUCGUCAACUAUUGCUGGGACUGAAUCACUACCACCAGCUCUCAGUUCUGUUGAUAUUGUAACACAAAGUCAGUUACCAUUGUCAACUAUUGUUUCCCCAUCAACAACACCAGUUGACAGUUCUGUUAAUGUGGUACCACAAAGUCUGUUACCAUCAACUAUACAUGGGACUCAUUCAAGGCCACUAGUUUUCAAUACAAAUGCCAUGACAACACCAGGUCAUUCUCUAUCACCCAGUGGUCCUUGGACGAUAUCAACACCAACUAGAGUACCAUCCGUUACCAUGGAAACAUUGUUUCCAUCUUCAUCAACUACUGUGUUCAACCCAAAUGCCAUAACAACACAAGGUCCGUCUAUGCCAUCUAUUUCUCUUCGGACGGUACCGACAUCAACUAUGAUACCAUCAGUUGCCAUGGCAACCUUUCCAGAAGCACCAUUUCCGUCAACCGUUUUCAGUACAGAAGCCACGACAACACUGGGUCGGUCUCUAUCACGUAGCCUUCCUUGGACAGUACCAACAACAGCUAUGGCAUCAUCAGUUACCAUGCCAACUUUCCCAGCAACACCAUCUCCAUCAACCGCUUUCAGUACAGAUGGCAUGACAACACCAGGUCCGUUUCUAUCACCUUAUGUUCCUUGGACAAUACCUAUGGCACCAUCAGUUACCAUGGAAACUUUCCCAGCAACACCAUCUCCAUCAACCGCUUUCAGCGCAAAUACCAUGACCACACCGAGUCCUUCUCUAUCAUCUUAUGUUCCUUGGAGAGGACCUAUGGCACCAUCAGUUACCAUGGAAACUUUCCCAGCAACACCAUCUCCAUCAACCGCUUUCAGCGCAGAUGCCAUGACCACACCGGGUCCUUCUCUAUCAUCUUAUGUUCCUUGGAGAGGACCUAUGGCACCAUCAGUUACCAUGGAAACUUUCCCAGCAACACCAUCUCCAUCAACCGCUUUCAGCGCAGAUGCCAUGACCACACCGGGUCCUUCUCUAUCAUCUUAUGUUCCUUGGAGAGGACCUAUGGCACCAUCAGUUACCAUGGAAACUUUCCCAGCAACACCAUCUCCAUCAACCGCUUUCAGCGCAGAUGCCAUGACCACACCGGGUCCUUCUCUAUCAUCUUAUGUUCCUUGGAGAGGACCUAUGGCACCAUCAGUUACCAUGGAAACUUUCCCAGCAACACCAUCUCCAUCAACCGCUUUCAGCGCAGAUGCCAUGACCACACCGGGUCCUUCUCUAUCAUCUUAUGUUCCUUGGAGAGGACCUAUGGCACCAUCAGUUACCAUGGAAACUUUCCCAGCAACACCAUCUCCAUCAACCGCUUUCAGCGCAGAUGCCAUGACCACACCGGGUCCUUCUCUAUCAUCUUAUGUUCCUUGGAGAGGACCUAUGGCACCAUCAGUUACCAUGGAAACUUUCCCAGCAACACCAUCUCCAUCAACCGCUUUCAGCGCAGAUGCCAUGACCACACCGGGUCCUUCUCUAUCAUCUUAUGUUCCUUGGAGAGGACCUAUGGCACCAUCAGUUACCAUGGAAACUUUCCCAGCAACACCAUCUCCAUCAACCGCUUUCAGCGCAGAUGCCAUGACCACACCGGGUCCUUCUCUAUCAUCUUAUGUUCCUUGGACAGGAACUAUGGUGCCAAUGUCUGUUUCCAGAUCAAUAUCACUACCAAAUUCUAGUUGUAUGACAAUGACAUCCCAAGGUUCAAAUAUAGUUCCCGGAAAUCAUUUUGGUAUGAGUUCAGAUCUAUCGCAAGCUGAUGUCGAUAGUGGAGAAUCAA
Messenger RNA from Paramuricea clavata, 2122 nucleotides. NCBI's taxonomy places the organism in Eukaryota, Metazoa, Cnidaria, Anthozoa, Malacalcyonacea, Plexauridae. The record is from the annotation of a GenBank genome assembly.